Molecule: messenger RNA, 1173 nt
Organism: Acanthocheilonema viteae
Lineage: Eukaryota; Metazoa; Nematoda; Chromadorea; Rhabditida; Onchocercidae
Source: the annotation of a GenBank genome assembly
AUGAGACCAUUUGGACGUGAGGUAAUAUCGGUUCAUGUUGGACAAGCAGGUGUACAAAUUGGAAAUGCUUGUUGGGAAUUGUAUUGCUUGGAACAUGGUAUUCAACCAAAUGGUAUGAUGUUGGAUGAUCAAAUAAUCGAUUCGGAAGAUGACUCAUGCAAUACCUUUUUUGCAGAAACAAUUCAUGGUAAGCAUGUUCCACGAGCAAUUUUCAUUGAUUUGGAACCAACUGUUGUAGAUGAAGUUCGAACUGGGACUUAUCGAUCGUUAUUUCAUCCCGAACAACUUAUAACCGGAAAAGAAGACGCUGCUAAUAAUUAUGCUCGCGGUCAUUAUACAAUUGGAAAAGAAAUUAUUGAUGUCUGUAUGGAUCGUAUUAGACGUAUGAGCGAUAUGUGUAGUGGUUUGCAAGGAUUUUUAAUUUUUCAUUCAUUUGGUGGCGGUACUGGCAGUGGUUUCUCAUCAUUGCUUAUGGAAAGUUUAUCUGUCGACUAUGGCAAAAAAUCAAAACUUGAAUUUAGCAUUUAUCCAGCUCCAAGGAUUAGUACAGCAGUUGUUGAGCCAUACAAUUCAGUCUUAACAACUCAUACAACUUUGGAACAUUCUGAUUGCUCAUUUAUGGUUGAUAAUGAAGCAAUUUAUGAAAUUUGUCGAAAAAAUCUUUCUAUAACAAGUGAACGAGCUUUUCACGAACAGUUAACGGUGCCUGAAAUAACAGGUCAGUGUUUUGAGCCUGGUAAUCAAAUGGUUAAAUGUGAUCCGAGACAAGGAAAAUUUAUGGCAUGCUGUUUACUUUUUAGAGGUGAUGUUGUGCCUAAAGAUGUUAAUGUGGCUAUAGCAGCAAUAAAAACGAAGCGUUCAAUUCAAUUUGUCGAAUGGUGUCCAACUGGUUUCAAAGUAGGUAUCAACUAUCAACCUCCUACAGUUGUACCUGGUGGUGAUUUAGCGAAACUUCAACGAGCUGUUUGUAUGUUAGCCAAUACAACAUCAAUCGCUGAAGCCUGGGCUAGGCUUGACUAUAAAUUUGAUUUGAUGUAUGCAAAGCGGGCCUUUGUUCAUUGGUAUGUUGGUGAGGGAAUGGAAGAAGGAGAAUUUGCGGAAGCACGCGAAGAUUUGGCAGCGUUGGAAAAAGACUAUGAAGAAGUAGCCGUGGACAGUUUUGAUUCAUAUUAA